Stereum hirsutum FP-91666 SS1 is the source of this 1273-nucleotide messenger RNA. RefSeq lists its product as uncharacterized. NCBI's taxonomy places the organism in Eukaryota, Fungi, Basidiomycota, Agaricomycetes, Russulales, Stereaceae. The coding region runs from base 1 to 1158 and encodes 385 amino acids. The record is from RefSeq and is a predicted model, not a curated record. The transcript is spliced from 8 exons.
AUGCUUCGCCCUAAACUGCUCUUCUUGCUGGGAUGCGCCCCACACCUUUUGACCGCAGUGCACGCGCAAUAUGGAUACGGCCCAAUCGGCAGCGCCUCCACCAGCGAUGCUCUGGCAGGAGCUGGCUUUAUAUUCGAAUACAGUGCCAUUGGAAUCGCCCUUGAAACUUUUUUUCUUGGUGUAUUCGCGGUCCUGGUUGUCUUCUCGACAUUUAUCAUUUUGCGCAGGGACUGGAAAUCGAGGGCGAACUUAGCGAUGCUCAUCACCACGCUGGUCAUGUUCGCAGCCUCAGUGAGCUACUGGGCCAUUUCCCUGACCAUUCUCGUCCGUGGCUUCCACGAUAUUCUCAUCAACAAUAACGGGCUGUCCAUCGACGAUCGACUCACCGCGGCGAACGUAAACGUGUCCAGAUUGUACCUCGCAGAAGUUUAUCUGCCCAUGGUCAAUUAUAUCUUGGGUGAUUCCGUUGUUGUGUGGCGAGCAUGGGUACUAUGGCCCCGAGGAAACCGAUGGAGGUGGUUCUUCUUACCUGUAUUCUUCUUGGUGUCAAGUGUUGCCUUGACCCUGCUGGUGGGCGCAUGGAAAGUGAAGGCGUUCUAUGCGGACACUGAUGCUCUGGAGUGGGACCUCAGCUAUACGCAGAUUGCGAGCUGGUCGCUCUCACUGGCUACGAAUGUGAUUGCGACACUACUCAUAUCUUGGAGAGCAUGGAAAAUGCGACAAUCUCUCAGAGAGUACGUCGGACGAUCUCAAAGUUCGUCAAGGGUUCAGAGAAUCCUGGCACUUCUCGUCGAGUCCGGAUUUUUGUACUGUCUGACCCAGAUUGCGUUGGUUGUCUCAUGGUUCAUCUUACUGCCUAAUACCACAGCAUGGGCCAGCGAUCUAUUUGGAGCGACGGCUGUCCAGCUUUCGGGCAUCUAUCCAACGGUCGUUAUUGUCCUCGUCAGCCUACAAAAAUCCCUCGAGGAAGCGACCCAUCCGAACAUGGCCAUUUCUCCCUCUGGCAAAGACCUCGAGAUCCAAGGCAUAGGGACGCAUGUCUCUUUCGCUGCUGCUCCUCAACUCUCUUCCAGCUACUCAGUUUCUGGAGUCGGCAAUGGAGACGGUCACAGUUCUGCAACCGAGAUAGAGGAGUGGAACAAGAACACAGGGACGUGAUAUUUGUACUUAUGACUACGGGGCGUGUGCACGUCUUGCGUAGAACAUGCCCAUGGAGUGUCGAAAGGUGGAGGUGACUCGUCAGAGAACUGUUCUGUAUUUAUAUAUGAUUUUA